AAGUCAGUCACAAACCGAUUCCGAUAUCGUAUGAUCUUGUAUUUGAUGUUAUUUCAUCAAAUAUUAUUACUAAUAACCUUUGUAUCGUGUUUUAAGUGUUUUACGCGAAACCAACUACGAUUUAAGUGCGAACUUGAGCCUAUUAACAGUGUAUUUCGCGAGUGUUUCAUAGUGCAAAGUGUAACUUUAGAAAAACAGUAAAUCUCGCUGUUUUCCAAGUGCUUUUACCUGUUUUCGUGGAUUAUCUUCCGUUAUAGGAGUUAACGGAGCGUAACAAACCUUUGGUGCUACAGUCUUUGUUGAAUGAAAGUAAUUUUACACAAAGACUGAUACCAAUCUGUAAUUCCGAUUACAGAUAGUAAAUAACUGAAAGUGCAGUGGUCUGGCGCACCGCCAGUGUGGACUAAACACGUUUCAAACAAACCCAGUGACAAUGUCAUCCACAAACAUGUAUACCAACCUAACGAACGAAAGUGUGCGAAAGUGACACCUGUCAAAAUGACGGAGAAAAGAAGAAAGAAGGCGAUACAUUUUAUUAAAACAAUAAGGACUAUAUAGCGAUAGUAUUUUUCUUUUAAUUUUUAAUAGACUCCCAAUUUUUUUUUUAAAACCAAUACUGAUCUCAUAAAAGUGCUCAAUUUAAACAAAAAUAAUGAUUUCGUUGAAGAAAUUGUACGGAGACGAGCUGCUACGACUGGCUCUGGUCUUAAGCCUACUUAAGGUGGACCCCAACGAUUACUUAGAGAGGGAGACUCAGCAGAUGCUGGCUGGACUCCACAUUUCAAACGGAUCCGAUUGGUCUUUAGAACAGGAGGCCAGGACACUAAUAAGACCAAGAUACGUCCAUCCAAAGUCUUUAGACAACAUCCUGAUAAACUACGAGAGACAAUUGUUCGAGGAACUGAACUCUUUAGGCCGAUAUGGUAAUCCAGAAACGGAUUAUAAUGAACGGAUUUGGAGUAACAGGGCGCCUAUACUUCAUACAUAUUUAGUGAACAAUGUAGCGACGGACGCAGUCGCGCCACCGCUCGCCUCGGCGACGGUUAACGAAAAUGCUGAGGAUUCAGUUUCGGCGGACGAUAACGUUGCUCAAGAAGUUAAAGUAGAAGAGACGGGAGAAGAGGAAGUUGAAACAGAAGAAGCAGAACGAAACAAUGAAGAAAGACCAGACGCAGUUGUUACUCUGUCAGCAGACUUCCUCCACAAUAGGACAGAAGAAGAUAUAUUCGCUGAAAUAGCGUCAAGGUCUUUUGACGUCAACGAGCUAUUAGUACAACCAUCCGAGAUGCAGAUCAAGAAAGAAGAUGAGGACUUUGAAGUCCAUGUAAAGAAGGAAGCAGAGGAUGAUUUGUAUAGCGACAACGCUAUAGAUUUCAUGCCAUUCUUUAGUUCAAAGACUGAGAUGGAGUUUGGUGAAACAAAUUCUGUUUUGCAACAAAACAUGGCUGAUCUGCAAGAGUUUAAUGACGUAGAUGAUGGUAAAGAGUUGAAGCAUGAUUUGGAGUAUUUGGACGUCAAACAACAGCAGGAAAACUUGGAACAGUAUUUACUGGAGAAUACUCCUUUGGAUGCUGAAGUAUAUGAGCUGGCUCCAAUGUUUGAAGAAGAGUUGGUUCUGAAUGUGAAGAGAGAAAGAGCCAGUACGAGUUUCACGGCUAGUUCCAGUGGUGUUAGUGAUAUGGAUGCUUCUACUGAUGGUGUGGAUGUCAAAAUGGAGCCUGAUGAAGGGCAUCAUACGGGUGACGAGUUGACGCAAGAGGACAUGGACCUCAUCGAGGUGCUUUGGAAGCAGGAUGUGGACAUGGGUUUCUCCCUGGAGGAUCCUAUGCAGCCGGAAGGUCCUACAGCAACCAAAGUGCUUGGAGAUGAGAUUGAGAAAGAACUGAAGCUUGCAGAAGAAAAGAUCGUGAAGAAGAAUGAGGAAAAAGCUGAGAUUGAAAAGGUUAAGGCUUCGUUACUGGACUCCGAGAUUAAGGAGGAUGACCCUUGGGCCGGACUCUCUUAUACCGUCGAUACUGAAACAGAUGCUAUACAAGCUGCUCAAGAUGAGGAGACUUCAUCAUCGGCCGCAGGAGAGGUGAUGGGUGAAUACGUGAUCCAAGGUGAUCUUCCUCGUGAGCUGGUGAGCAGUGAGGAGUCCCGUUUCGAUCUUCUGGAAGAAGCUCUCGGCCUAGUCGAGCUCGGCGAAGAGCCGGAGACCAAGAAUGAACCGCCGGAAGCGAUAGAGGGCAGCAGCAGCGGGUCUACCACCAGCUCGGAGAUGCUGCACCCAGCGAUGCGGCACGUGCCGCAUCACCCGUUGGCGCACUACCAUAAUCAGUCGUUGAUGCGGUCUAUGUCGGUGGAGCAACGCUGGCAAGACCUGGCGUCUCUGCUGACCAUCCCCCCUCCCCCUCCGCCGGACCAGUACCAGCACUACCACCACCACCACGCCCACCAGCAUCCUCAUCCACAUAAUAUUGCUGCCCACGGCGCCGCGGGCGGCUAUGGCUCCAACUACCACACCGCUAUACCUCCAGUACCUGAGAAACAUCCUGAAGCCUAUGGAGGCGCAGCGGCACCGUUGGACGGUGCUUACAAGGUGGAAUCGAACCAGCACCCUCAACAACAUGAUCCACUCUACUAUCAGAACGCGUCAGCCGAAAUGGCUGGCCCCACCAACCAGGAUGGGUUUCUCCAGUCUAUCCUCAACGACGAGGACCUGCAGCUCAUGGACAUGGCUAUGAACGAAGGAAUGUACACGAUGCGUAUGCUGGACGGCGCUGGACCGCACCAUGCUCCUCAUCACACACACUCACAUAUGAUGAUAACAGAGAGAGACUCCGCCUCGGACAGCGCCGUGUCGUCGAUGGGAUCCGAGCGUGUUCCGUCUCUGUCUGACGGAGAGUGGUGCGAUGGAAGCGACUCUGCCCAGGAGUUCCACAGUUCAAAAUUCCGACCGUACGAUAAUACGUUUGGACGGGAUCGGUCUGCUCCACAUCAGCCCCAGAAGAAACACCAUAUGUUCGGCAAGAGGUGCUUCCAGGAGCAACCAGCUCCGACCCUGGAUCCAGUCGGUAGACCUGGAGUUGUGAAGUACGAGUGCCCAGAGCAGACUUAUCACCAUGAGAACAUGCAUAUGCAUAAUGUCCCCGACUUCACCCCCCGGCCGCAGCUGGCUCCCCCCCACGUGACCAAUCUCCACGCCCCCGCCCUGGACCUCAACACCGCACACUCCAGCCAUGCUCUGCUACAGAGUAACAUCCCGAGCCCGGCUCCCCCCCGGUUCGCGUACGGCAGUGCGGAGCGCGUGCGCCACAACCACACGUACUCCGCGCCCAUCGCCGCCAACGACCAGCGCCCCGCCGCCGUACGGGACAAGAGAGUCCGGCGUCUAACAGACGGCAGCAUGUCGGACGGCGGCUCGUCAGCGACAAGCAGUGGGCAGCAUCUGUCUAGAGAUGAGAAGAGAGCAAAAGCAUUAGUGAUUGCAGGGAUUCCCUUGGAGGUGCAAGACAUAAUAAAUUUACCGAUGGACGAGUUCAACGAACGCCUUUCGAAACACGACUUGAGUGAGGCGCAACUGUCUCUCAUACGGGAUAUACGGAGGCGCGGGAAGAAUAAGGUUGCAGCCCAGAACUGCAGGAAACGCAAGCUAGACCAGAUUACCUCCCUCGCAGAUGAGGUCCGCACAGUGAGGGACAGGAAGCAGAGGACCCAGAGGGAACACAGCUCACUCCUCGCUGAGAGGCAACGGGUUAAAGAACGCUUCGCCGCGCUAUAUAGACAUGUUUUCCAGAACCUCCGCGACCCUGAAGGUAGACCGCUGUCCUCCCAGCAGUACUCGUUGCAACAAGCCGCCGACGGCAACGUCGUACUCGUACCGAAAAUGCCGCAGCACCAAGAUCACCCAAUGAACCGCACCAACGACGACGAUAUGGACAGAAAAGCCAAAAGCUACGACCAGUAACUCCGCCUAGUUCCCGAGAUGGUAACACACAGACGAACACACAAGACUACAUACAACGCAAUAAUUGUUAUUAAUAUACAACUUAGUAGAGAGUGACUUUAAAAGUAAAAACAAAAAAAAUACUUUACCUACCUUUUGUUAUCUGUGAAAAAAAGAUGUCAAACGUCAAAAUUGAUUUGGAUAAGCGAUUUUAGACUUUAAUGGCUUUGUGAUAAAGUACAUAAUUCAAUAAUGUAUGCAUUUUUUCAUAUAUAAGGCCUAGAACAUACACGACCUCUUUUAAAAAAAAACUAACAAACAAAUUAUAAAAAAGAACAACUGUCAAAUUCAAAUCUCCAAAUGUGACAGCUGACAUAAAUUGAUUUUGACGUUUGACGGGAAAAUUAUUUUAGCUUACCAAUUUAAUACAAAUUAGUAUUUUUUAAUUCUUACCGAUGAUAAAAUAUUGUGUUACCAUACCAUAUUGUUGAUAAAUUUACGUUUAAAUAAUAAUGACGGUGUCUCAAAACGAAUUAGCUAUGUUUUAAAUAUCUGUGCGUGCAUUAAACUACUCCUUUUACAUUUAAA
Messenger RNA from Spodoptera frugiperda (fall armyworm), 4516 nucleotides. RefSeq names its product segmentation protein cap'n'collar. Gene Ontology annotation, molecular function: DNA-binding transcription factor activity, RNA polymerase II-specific; RNA polymerase II cis-regulatory region sequence-specific DNA binding. Gene Ontology annotation, cellular component: nucleus. NCBI's taxonomy places the organism in Eukaryota, Metazoa, Arthropoda, Insecta, Lepidoptera, Noctuidae. The record is from RefSeq and is a predicted model, not a curated record. Bases 653 to 3949 code for a protein of 1098 amino acids. Gene Ontology annotation, biological process: regulation of transcription by RNA polymerase II. The transcript has 23 exons.